CCUUGGUUCAAACUUUAAAAACGAGCCAAAGCAACGAUCUAGUCUCCACGGCAAACAAACUUUCCUCAAAAUCCCGCCUUUUAGUUUCAGUUUACACUUUACAACACUUUCUGCUUGCUGCAUUCAGUCGUUGUUCUCUCACUGUUCUUCUUCCCUCAGAGUUAAUUGCUUUCUCGGCCAUGGAAACCGAUGAGUCGGAGAGGGUGCUUCCAUUUCAGCUUCAAUUUGACAAACCGGCGCCUUCUCAGAUAAAAUUAGCGGAGUGGAAUCCGGAGAAAGAUUUAUUAGCAAUGGUGACGGAGGACUCGAAAAUUAUACUGCACCGCUUCAAUUGGCAACGAUUGUGGACAAUUUCUCCUGGAAAGUGUAUUACAUCAUUAUGUUGGCGUCCUGAUGGUAAAGCAGUAGCAGUUGGCCUCGAAGAUGGAACCAUUUCGUUGCAUGAUGUUGAAAAUGGGAAGCUACUAAGAAGUGUGAAGUCUCACAGUGUUGCUGUAAUUUGUCUUAACUGGGAGGAGGAUGAUGAACUUGGACAGGAUAACGAAGACACCACUGUGUCUUAUGAAGACCGUACAUUGCGUUUCUUCCCUCCUGCUCCAAGAGUCCCACGUAUGCCUGGAGUAGUGUCAGGAGAUUCCACUCUUACAGAUAACACUGAAGAUUCAUUUCAGGACCUACUAAAUACUUCACAUCAACGAUUUAACAUUCUAUGCAGUGCUGAUAAAGAUGGAGGUGUUUUCUUUAGCAUAUUUGGUAUAUUUCCCAUAGGAAAAAUUAAUAUACACAAUUUAUCUCUUCCACUGAUAGGCAAUCAAGUAGCAUAUCAAAUUCUGGAUGGUUCCAUUCAUAAGGUUGCUUUGUCAAAGGAUUUCUGUCGUCUAAUUAUUGUCUGCUCUGGAGAAACUUCUAGCAGCAGCACUCAUUUCAAUCACGGACCUUUGCCUGGACAUAAAACUGAGGGUAUGCAUUGCUUGGUGCUGGAUACCUCUAUUUUCCGGAAGAGGAAACAAGAGCUUCAUCAAGUCGCUCAACAAGCUUCCAGCAUUGAAGAUCUAACCGAGGUCAUUCGAGCGUCACUUUCGAUCAUGUAUAAGCAGUGGUGUGAUGCCAUGCAGAUAUUCCAUGACAAAUUCAAUUCUUUAUCUACACUAAUUGUUGAUAACGGAUUGGACUCGACACCUCAAGAGGAGUUUUUGAGUCUUCUUGGAGGCGCUCGAACUAGUCCACCAGUUCAUCAAUUCCUGGUCAAUUCUCUUGGUGAAUCGGGACUCAAGCGUGUGAUGAAGGCUGUUUCAAAUGCAGGAAAUGAACUUCAGCUCAUUCUCCUUGAUCAUAUUCAGCCAGCAGCAGAAAUGAUUGGAUUUAGAAUGGGAGAACUUAGAGGUCUUUCAAGGUGGAGGGCACGCUACGGGGGCAUUGGCCUGGAUGAAAAACUUAUAGAUAAUGCAACAGAGAGAGUAGGAAUGUUGCUUGUACAAGUUGUACGCUUUGUGCAGAUUCUUUCGUCUGCUUCCCAGCAGUUCUCAAAUUUUUUCUGCUGGCUAUUAAGGUGUAUAAAGAUACUUAUGUCAGAAUCUAGUGAUCAGCUUCCACCAUAUAACAGUGAACUUGUGAUAAUGUUUUUGAAGUUCCUCUAUGAUCGGGAUCCAGUAAAGCUGCUCCUAGACCAAUCUGUGGCUGACCAUUAUGUACAACUUAAUUUGGAUACAACACAGCGAGUUGAAGAACUUGUUAAAUUAGGGGGAUUUGCUGAUACUGAUUGCCUACACAGAACCUUAGCUAAAGAAUUCCAGAAUAUGGAAUCCAGUUUCAAGGAGGCUUUCAAUAUGCCCUAUACAACAAUUUCUAAGGAGAUAAUAUGUGAGCAGAUGCUACCUCUAUAUUCCUUUCGAUCCUCACCGCCAUCCACCCCUAGCAGUGUUCCGACAUCAAUAUCAUCGUAUUGGGAUGCUGCACCUGAUGUUUCAACAUGUGAGACCAGUAAAGGAAACCUUGUGGACUAUGUCACUUUCCAAAUACCUGAGUGGUCUUCAUCAGAAGUUUCAAAUUGUAUAUGCAUAUUACGAGGAGUUACAAAUGAAGCGGAUAAUAUUAGAAACAGAUAUUCUAGAGUUGAAGCCUUGCUGCUGUCUGUGUCGAAUGAUUUCAGUUGCAUGGAUUUGUCCCUGUAUAAAGAACGUCAGAUUGUUUUGCUGUUGAACGAAACGACAGCCACUUCUGACAGCAGUGGAAAUGCUCUUCUCAUGAUGGUGCAAACAACCGACCUUCCAUUUAUAUCUAUAUCAAGAUCAACCAGUAUGAAUUUUUGGAAUUUGGAUCAGUUGCAGGAUCAAAUAUUGCCCUUGCAAAUGGAGAGUGCAAAGGUUCGAAGUAUUCCUCACGAUGUGGUUUCUCCACUUGCAAUUAGUUCAUCGAGAGGUGUUGGCUGUGUUUUUGCUGCUAGAAAGCGAGCCUUAGUGUACAUUCUCGACGAAGAUGAAGAAGAAGAAGAAGAUGCCUCAGAUAUGGAUUAAAAUACUUGUUCACCAAGUGCUGUAUAUGAACUUCUCUGAGCAAGAAGAUACCUCAAAAAUGUACUUGUUACUAAAUUGAAGGUGAAUAGGCUGUCUGCGACAAACCUGUUUGUGAUGGCAGCUUCAUUAUGUUUUACAGUUACUAAAUUGUGUAAAGAAUUUUAUUUAUUUAUUUAUUUAUUUAUUUAUCA
Messenger RNA from Spinacia oleracea (spinach), 2704 nucleotides. Its product is annotated as anaphase-promoting complex subunit 4. The coding region runs from base 180 to 2513 and encodes 777 amino acids. Gene Ontology annotation, cellular component: anaphase-promoting complex; nuclear periphery. NCBI's taxonomy places the organism in Eukaryota, Viridiplantae, Streptophyta, Magnoliopsida, Caryophyllales, Amaranthaceae. The transcript is spliced from 20 exons. Gene Ontology annotation, molecular function: protein binding. Gene Ontology annotation, biological process: anaphase-promoting complex-dependent catabolic process; protein K11-linked ubiquitination. The record is from RefSeq and is a predicted model, not a curated record.